CCCAUAACUCACAAAGCUUAGUUUAUUUUCUCUUCAUUCACAAUCAUCAAAUUCUGCGCAAGGUAAAGAUGAAGAUGAGCAGUGCCACCAUGGGAGCCUCAAAAAGAAGGCUAUCAAGCAAAGGCCUUGGAGGGGUCCUCCGAGAGCAAAGGGCUAAGCUUUAUAUUAUACGAAGAUGUGUGGUUAUGCUUCUUUGCUGGCAUGAUUGAAGCUCCUUGGCCAUGCUAAUGGUUAUGGAGGAUUUUGGGGGUCUUUUUUCCUUUUUUCUUCUUCUCUUGGUGGAGUGUAAAUACUAGCAGCGGAUAUUAUCGGAGAGCUAAAAAAACAAUUUUUGUAUGCCUUGGCUUUACGACCAAGAUGUAAAUUUGAUAGCUUGAAUUAAAUCUUUGAUAUUAAUUAUUUAACAAAGUAUAUGGUCGUUUAUUCUUUUCCAU
Messenger RNA from Durio zibethinus, 434 nucleotides. RefSeq names its product small polypeptide DEVIL 4. The record is from RefSeq and is a predicted model, not a curated record. Lineage: Eukaryota; Viridiplantae; Streptophyta; Magnoliopsida; Malvales; Malvaceae. Gene Ontology annotation, biological process: negative regulation of cell population proliferation.